This is a messenger RNA of Pelobates fuscus (common spadefoot toad), 2083 nucleotides long. RefSeq names its product zinc finger protein 207 (gene ZNF207). The transcript has 10 exons. NCBI's taxonomy places the organism in Eukaryota, Metazoa, Chordata, Amphibia, Anura, Pelobatidae. Bases 146 to 1588 code for a protein of 480 amino acids. Gene Ontology annotation, molecular function: microtubule binding. The record is from RefSeq and is a predicted model, not a curated record. Gene Ontology annotation, biological process: mitotic spindle assembly; mitotic spindle assembly checkpoint signaling; attachment of spindle microtubules to kinetochore. Gene Ontology annotation, cellular component: kinetochore; nucleus; spindle matrix.
UUGUUCUUCCCGCCCAACGCCUCGCCGCGCUGCAUGCUGGGAGUCGACUGUCUCUGGCGCCAUCUUGUCCCCUCAUUGUAGGAUUGUGUUUUUUUUCCUUCCGUUGAGGCUUCGGUUCUCCUGAGAUUCCGUUCGUGUUGUCGCCAUGGGGAGGAAGAAGAAGAAGCAGCUGAAGCCCUGGUGCUGGUACUGUAACCGGGACUUUGAUGAUGAGAAAAUUCUUAUCCAGCACCAGAAAGCUAAGCAUUUUAAAUGUCACAUAUGUCAUAAAAAGCUCUAUACAGGCCCUGGUCUAGCAAUCCACUGCAUGCAGGUCCAUAAAGAAACUAUAGACGCUGUUCCUAAUGCAAUUCCUGGAAGAACUGAUAUUGAACUGGAAAUCUAUGGCAUGGAGGGUAUACCUGAAAAAGACAUGGAAGAGAGGAGAAGAUUACUUGAACAAAAGCAAGACAACCAGAAAAAGAAAGGCCAGGAUGACUCUGAUUAUGAUGAUGACGACGAUUCAGUAGCAUCCACUUCAUUUCAACAACAAAUGCAGCCACAGCAGGGAUACAUGCAAGCCAUGGGGCAAGCAGGUCUUCAUCACGGGAUGCCAGGUGUACCGGGAAUGCCCCCAGGUAUACCCCCACUAAUGCCAUCUGUGCCACCAUUGAUGCCUGGAAUCCCUCCUGUGCUUCCAGGAAUGCACCACGGACUAAUGCCAAUGGGAGGAAUGAUGCAUCCUCAUGGGCCAGGAAUACCUCCCAUGAUGGCUGGUUUGCCACCAGGUGUGCCACCACCCGUUGGACCUCGUCCUGGAAUGCCAUCUGUAACGCAGUCACAGCCUUUAUCUGCCCCAGGUGUUGGCAGACUUUCCGCUCCCAGUACAUCGGCACCAGUCAUGCAGCCUGUGCCAAAACCACUUUUCCCCAGUGCUGGGCAGAUGGGAUCACAGGUCACAAGCUCCAGUACAACGUCCUCCAAUUCAGAAAGUCUGUCUGCGCCUCCUAAAGCGCUGUUCCCUAGCACAGCACAAGCUCCAGCAGCAGUGGCAGGACCAGUCGGAACAGAUUUCAAACCCUUAAACAGUGCGCCUGUUACAACUACAGAACCUCCUAAAGCAACAUUCCCUGCUUACACCCAAUCCACGCUGUCAACCACUAGUACUACAAACAGCACCCCUGCCAAACCUCCUUCCAUAACAAGUAAGCCUGCUACCUUGACAACAACUAGUGCAACCAGUAAGUUGAUCCAUCCAGAUGAGGAUAUAUCACUGGAAGAAAAACGGGCCCAGCACCCUAAAUACCAGCGUCACCUACCAAGGCCUGGCCAGGCUCCUUUAAGCAAUAUGGGUAAUCAAGGUGUUGGCCCUAUGGGAGCAAUGAUGGCUCCACAACCUGGACCCCCUCCCCAGCAGCCGGGUAUGAGGCAUCCGAUGCCACCUCAUGGUCAGUAUGGCAGCCCACACCAAGGCAUGCCUGCAUAUCACCCGGCUGGAAUACCACCCUAUGGGCAAGGUCCCCCCAUGGUCCCACAGUACCAAGGAGGACCUCCUCGGCCUCUGAUGGGAAUCAGACCUCCUGUAAUGUCUCAAGGUGGCCGCUAUUAAAUAGGUUUGGAGAUUAAACCUUUUCUCAUCUUGUGCUGUGUAUAUAGCCAGCUUCCCUGUGGCUAACACCAUAUCUCCCCGCAGACCAGGAACUGUUGGACAUUUUGUUUUACUUGGGGAGGGCUAUUUUUAUUUGAGGGGAGGGGUUGGUGGAACUUAAAACAGGAGAUAUUCCUGAUAUUGCAAUUUAUACUGUAUGGCUUUUUUUCAUGUUUCAUCUAGGUUUUUAGAAGUGGCGUAUAGUAAAUAUGGUUCGUUUAAUUGUGAAGGCGCCAAAUCCCACCUUUAAAGGCAAGUUCUGUGAUGUUCCAUUUGGUCUUUAAAAAUGAAGCCCUCACAGCACCUUCAUGGUGCUGUUGGAUUUUCGUCCCCAACGUUGGUUGGUGAGGGCACUUUCUGUUCCAACCCAAGUGUGAUUGUAUUUACAUUUUCCAUUUAUGACCCCGAUCUGUAAUGUGAGACCCUCAUUAUGUAAUAAAGUAAGAGAAAACCUUC